Melopsittacus undulatus (budgerigar) is the source of this 1900-nucleotide messenger RNA. RefSeq names its product intermediate filament family orphan 2 (gene IFFO2). The record is from RefSeq and is a predicted model, not a curated record. NCBI's taxonomy places the organism in Eukaryota, Metazoa, Chordata, Aves, Psittaciformes, Psittaculidae. The transcript has 9 exons. Bases 181 to 1689 code for a protein of 502 amino acids.
GCGGCACCCGCAGGAGUGCGAGGAGGCGGCGUCGGUGCCGGUUCUUGUCCCGGUCUCCUCUCCUCCCUUCAGAACCUUCUCCCGUCGCGGCUCCUCCGCCUCAGCGGCCGUUACUCCGCCGCUUCCGGCCGCAGCCCCCCGCCAUCACCUCACCUCAGGGGCUGCGGCGGCCGCCGGGCCAUGAACUCGCUGCUCUUCGGGGAGAUGGCCCGAGCCUUCGCCCCCGGCGCCGCGGCCGCCUCCUGCCCGCUGGGGCCCGGCGCUGCCGGCGGCCCCGGGAGCACGGCCGCGGCGGGGGGGGGCCCGCCGGUAACCGCGGCUCUUCGUAACGACCUGGGCUCCAACAUCCACCUGCUGAAGGGGCUCAACGUGCGGUUCCGCUGCUUCCUGGCCAAGGUCCACGAGCUGGAGCGGCGCAACCGGCUGCUGGAGAAGCAGCUGGCGGCCCAGCAGAGCGAGCGCGACCGCCGCCUGCGCUACAAGACCUUCUCCCGCGACCAGGCCGUGCAGACCGACUCCGGUGCAUCCCCGCUGCUGCCGCCGUCGGGCCCCGGGCACGGGCUGGGCGCAGGGCCCCUCGCCUCGCCGCCUCACUACAGCCGCUUACCCGGUACUAUCUGGAGCUACACCCAGGUGCGGCGCACCGGAGGCGGCGGCUUGGAGACGGUGCAAGGGCCCGGGGUCUCCUGGAUCCAUCCGGACGGCGUCGGGGUGCAGAUCGACACCAUCACCCCCGAGAUCCGCGCCCUCUACAACGUGCUGGCCAAAGUCAAGCGGGAGCGGGACGAGUACAAGAGAAAAUGGGAAGAGGAAUUCACAAGAAGAAUGAGUCUGGAAUCUAUGGUAGAAACCUUACGAGAGGAGGCACAGGAAGCCGAAGCUCUGCAGGAGGAGUUAAAUGAAAAGAUUGAAAGACUGAAAGCAGAACUUGUGGUCUUUAAGGGUCUGAUGAGUGAUCCCAUGACAGACCUGGACACAAAGAUUCAAGAAAAGGCCAUGAAGGUGGACAUGGACAUCUGUCGGCGAAUCGAUAUCACAGCCAAGCUGUGUGAUGUAGCGCAGCAGCGCAACUCUGAAGACGUUUCCAAGAUAUUCCAGGUGGCUUCCAAGAAGAAAGAACGCAAGCUCACAUCUGAUGAUGACCUCUCUGAACAGGAUGGAGACAAUGGCAGGUUCUCUGAUGAUGAGGUCAGCUGCUCCUUGAACAUCACAGAUGAAAUGAAGCGCAUGUUUAAUCAGCUUCGUGAGACAUUCGAUUUUGAUGAUGACUGCGAUAGUUUAACAUGGGAGGAGAAUGAGGAAACGUUGCUGCUCUGGGAAGACUUCACAAACUGCAAUCCUUCCAUUGACCUCCAAGGAGAGGAAGAAAACCUGGGAAACUUGAUCCACGAAACAGAGUCUUUUUUUAAAACGAGAGACAAGGAAUACCAGGAAACAAUAGGGCAGAUAGAGCUGGAAUUGGCCACAGCCAAGAGUGACAUGAAUCGCCACCUUCAUGAAUACAUGGAAAUGUGUAGUAUGAAAAGGGGCCUGGAUGUCCAAAUGGAAACCUGUCGUAGGCUUAUCAAAGGCUCAGCUGACAGAAAUUCUCCAUCUCCCAGCUCUGUAGCCAGCAGCGACUCAGGAAACACAGAUGAAAUUCAGGAUGAGUUGGACAGAGAGACGGAUGUGGAGCCCAUGGUCACCUGAUACAUAGCUGGAGCAUUCCAGGGCAAGGGAAGACACAAGAAACGAUUAUAAAAGAAUACACUGAUGUGGGGGAAGAUAACAAUAAGACUCGUAAGCCCUCACACAGGGUUUCUAAGGACUCAUUCCUACACGCAUCCCCACCCCACGCAAGGAUUGGUGCUGUAAAUUUCUAUUGUUCUACAAAUCGUAAAUGCAGAGUCCUGUAAGAAAA